Messenger RNA from Hipposideros armiger (great roundleaf bat), 5150 nucleotides. RefSeq names its product diacylglycerol kinase epsilon (gene DGKE). The record is from RefSeq and is a predicted model, not a curated record. Gene Ontology annotation, molecular function: ATP-dependent diacylglycerol kinase activity. Gene Ontology annotation, biological process: phospholipase C-activating G protein-coupled receptor signaling pathway. The coding region runs from base 492 to 2186 and encodes 564 amino acids. NCBI's taxonomy places the organism in Eukaryota, Metazoa, Chordata, Mammalia, Chiroptera, Hipposideridae. Gene Ontology annotation, cellular component: membrane. The transcript is spliced from 12 exons.
CCCCAACCCGCGGCCCGUGCCUAAGCGACUCGGAGCGCUUGCUGACUCGCUCGGCCUCAUCGCUGGUGUCGGCGCCUCUGGCAAGCCGGCAAUCGGGCUCCUGCGCGCGGCGGCGCCUGGGCAGGAGGGCGGCCCGACGCCUGGCGCCCGGAACCGCGACUCCGCCCUGCGCGAGAAAGGACCCCAGGGGCGGGCGGGGCCGGGGCGAAGGUCGCCGAGGCUUCUCCAAGAGACAGGGGCGCUGGGCGGCGCGGCUGGCGGGAGGGCGAGAGGGGGGCCUGCCGGGGGCCGCACGCCCAGAGCGGCUGGAUGCAUCCAUUGGCGUCCCCGCGGGGAGUGCGGGGCCUGAGCUAACGGUUACGGACGCCAUCCGGCGCCGCGCGGCCCACGUGCGCCAUCGCGCCCGGAGCCCCUGGCCUUCCGCGGAGGGCAGCCGGCAGAUUUUUACCGCGCCCUGCGUUGUGGCAGGCAAGGAAUCGUGCUUGGAGAAGAUGGAAGAGGAGAAGCGGCCGCAGCCCUCCGAGGGCCUGUUUGCGGACGGGCAACUGGUCCUAUGGACACUGUGCUCGGUGCUGCUGCCCGUGUUUAUCACCUUCUGGUGCAGCCUUCAGCGUUCGCGCCGGCAGCUGCACCGCAGGGACAUUUUUCGCAAGAGCAAGCACGGGUGGCGCGACACGGACCUGUUUAGCCAUCCUACCUACUGCUGCGUGUGCACACAGCACAUCCUGCAGGGCGCCUUCUGCGACUGCUGCGGGCUGCGCGUGGACGAGGGCUGCCUCAAGAAGGCCGACAAGCGCUUCCAGUGCAAGGAGAUCAUGCUCAAGAAUGACGGCAGGGCCUUGGACGCCAUGCCCCACCACUGGAUCCCGGGCAACGUUCCCCUGUGCAGCUACUGUGUGGUUUGCAAGCAGCAGUGCGGCAGCCAGCCCAAGCUCUGCGAUUACAGGUGCAUUUGGUGUCAGAAAACAGUACAUGAUGAGUGCAUGAAAAAUAGCGUAAAGAAUGAAAAGUGUGAUUUUGGAGAAUUCAAAAACCUCAUCAUUCCACCAAGUUAUUUAACCUCCAUUAAUCAGAUGCGUAAAGACAAAAAAACAGAUUAUGCAGUGCUGGCCUCUAAGCUUGGAAAGCAAUGGACUCCAUUAAUAAUCCUGGCCAACUCUCGUAGUGGAACUAACAUGGGAGAAGGGCUGUUGGGAGAAUUCAGGAUCCUUCUAAAUCCAGUCCAGGUUUUUGAUGUAACGAAAACUCCCCCUAUCAAAGCCCUGCAACUUUGUACUCUUCUUCCUCAUUACUCCGCUCGAGUGCUUGUCUGUGGAGGAGAUGGGACUGUGGGCUGGGUCCUGGAUGCAGUUGAUGAAAUGAAGAUUAAGGGACAAGAAAAAUACAUUCCACAAGUUGCAGUCUUGCCUCUGGGAACAGGCAACGAUCUAUCCAAUACGUUGGGCUGGGGUACAGGUUAUGCGGGAGAAAUCCCAGUCACACAGGUCUUAAGAAAUGUGAUGGAAGCAGAUGGAAUUAAACUGGACAGAUGGAAAGUUCAAGUAACAAAUAAAGGAUACUACAACUUGAGAAAACCCAAGGAAUUCACAAUGAACAACUAUUUUUCUGUUGGACCUGAUGCUCUCAUGGCUCUCAAUUUUCAUGCUCAUCGUGAGAAGGCACCAUCUCUGUUUUCUAGCAGAAUUCUUAAUAAGGCUGUUUACUUAUUCUAUGGAACCAAAGAUUGUUUAGUGCAAGAAUGUAAAGACUUGAAUAAAAAAGUUGAGCUAGAGCUGGACGGUGAGCGAGUAGAACUGCCGAAUUUGGAAGGUAUUAUCGUUCUGAACAUCGGUUACUGGGGCGGCGGCUGCAGGCUGUGGGAAGGGAUGGGAGACGAGACUUACCCUCUAGCCAGGCAUGAUGAUGGUUUACUGGAAGUCGUUGGAGUAUAUGGGUCUUUCCACUGUGCUCAGAUUCAAGUGAAACUGGCAAAUCCUUUUCGAAUAGGACAAGCACAUACAGUGCGGCUGAUUUUGAAGUGCUCAAUGAUGCCAAUGCAAGUUGAUGGGGAGCCAUGGGCCCAAGGGCCCUGCAUUGUCACCAUAACUCACAAGACGCAUGCACUGAUGUUGUACUUCUCUGGAGAACAAACAGACGAUGACAUCUCUAGUACUUCAGAUCAAGAAGACAUAAAGGAAACUGACUAGCUGGAUGAGAAAAUGAAAACUUACUCCAGAAUCCUCACAAACCAGUAGACAUAGAGUCAUCCAAAAAGUAGAAAUUCUGUCAACUAUUUAGUCUUUAUUUCACCAGUAGUAUAAUGAGUAUACAUUUCUGUAAAUAGCAUUCCAAAAACAGCCAGACUUCCCAGUGAUUACAAAUGCCUGUGUUUUUUUUUUUCAUCAAAACACUUUGAUCACAUAGUACUCAUUUUUUAAAGUCACAAAAGGUUGCGUGAAGGUAACUUGUUUUUUCAUGGCUUUAUGUUUGUGAGUGAGGUUUGCUCUGAAGGGUACGCUCUCACUCCUUAUUCUUGAACCAUAUGUUUGAUGUGGGUGGAAACAUCAUUUCCACCUUAAUUUUUAAUAUGGUGACACUAUAUCAUUUUAAAAAUUAACUUACGUUUUUGAAAGGAGAUGGUUGGUUUCAGACCAGUGUGGUUAAUGCAGGGCACCCUCCUGCAGCAUGGCUUUUCAGAUUCCUACAUACAGCCCAGCACCAAGUGGGUCCACAAGUAUUUAUUUCCAGGAAACCCUAAAAGGAGAAAUGUAAAACAAAGACUACUUAACAUUUUUAUUAUGAUUUUUAUUUUGGAAGCGUUUCCAGACGCCCAGAUGUUUGGUUAUCCCUGGUAAUGACCACGUUGAAUUGAAAUUCAGGAUCUUGUUUCUAACCCAGUAUAACCCAAAGAGAGCCACAUAGGUAAAUUGGUAAAAAUUAACAUAGGUGAAUUGGUAAAAAUUAAGCACUCUGGAUUGAAAGUUAGGGGUUCCGAGCUGGGCAGUACACCAGUCUCUUUUGACUAAAAGACAGUGUCACCCAUUCAAAAAAAAUGUACUAAAGAAAAUUUACUAGUUAUAUUAAUCACUCAAAAACAGUUCAAUAAUGAGUGAUAAGUUUAAAAAAUUUGGUGGUCUUAUAGUUGUUUAAAAUACAAUAGUUUUUUAGAGCCAAAGUACUUAGAAUUUCCCCUGGGGAAGUUCCAAAUCCUCUGCUAAAAUGUUUGUAUCAUAUUUAUUUUAAAAUGAGAGAGAGAUAUUUUUUUUACUUAUUUAUUUUCUUCAUUGUGGUAACGUGUUUAGUGUUUACAAUAUAUAGCUUUAUUUAAGAAGUGAAACUGAUCACAUAAAUUCUAGUCACAAUCAGAAAUGUAGCCUAUCGACUAAGCAAUUAAAACAUAUAAUUCUCCUAACAGUUAUUCUCAUUCUUCAGAAAUAUUUCUCAAUUUUUUUUUUUUUCCAAAGAAAAGGUUUGGGGUGGGGAGUGAAAGCACUGGCAAACUCCUUUUGGAUAACUGAAAGUUUUAUUUCAUUGUUUUGUUUGACCCUCAAUUGCCAAAAACAUAUUGAAGGACUAGUCUCAUGGUUACCCAUUACAGGGUGCUCUGCUCUUGUGAACCAACGUACUCCUUUGGGUCCUGUACUUAGAUUCAUUGGGCCUCCUGUCUGGUGUUUUUCUAACAAAUGGCCCGUUUGUGUACUUGCUGGUCUUUCACAACAUUAAUCUCUGAAAGAUUAGAAUGUAUCCCCCAAAACACCAUUAGCUCUCCUUAAGGAACUAUUAUGAACCUGUCAUCCAUGAAUUGCUGUAAACUUCAAUUUCAGUCACCUUCAGGCCCAGGAACAACUUAGUGCUGUAUACAGUAAUCAGUACAUUAUAUAAAAUACUUUUUAUUUUGCUUAGAUUAACCUCUUCCAGAUCUCAACAGGAGAUGCUAAAUUCUAGUACUGAAAGAUUCUGUGAGCAGAUCUGUUUCACCUUAUUCAUACACCUUUCAGUAGGUAACCUAUUGUGGUGGGAGUUUUGUAGAUUGUCUUUUAUGGGCUGAUCAUGUUUUGAGUAUAAUGAGUUUUAUUCUUUAAUUCAUGAUCAAAAUUGUUACAGAUGUUACAUUUUACAAACAUACUGUUAAGUUCACUUUGCUUUAGGCUGUGUUAUCUAUAAUUCGUAGUGCUAAUUGUCAACUCAGAACAUACAGUUAAUUUGGGAUAUCAGAAAUAAAAUAACUAGUCUUUUUUUUUCAUUGUUAAAACUACUCUAACUAUAAUGUUACAUUGGAUUUAGAGCAGGUUUAUCUAUAACACCGUCAUUUAUUUAAACAAAUUGGUUUUUCGGGUUUCAUAAUCCAUUGAGGUUUUUUUCCUCAGUCACCCUUCAUGAAGUUUUCCUGUUGCUUUAUUUACUCAUUCUGACUUAAUUUUUAUUUAGGAAAGUUAUUUCAGAAUACCAUAUUAUAAAACAUAUUAUCUUAUUUCAGCAAAAUUCACUUUUUUAGGCACAUUUACUCAGCAUUUCAAAUAAAUAUAUAAGCACGUGUCUUGUUUUAAAUAAUUACAAUUUACAUGACUCAUGUUUGCAAGUUAUAUAUUAGGUAGCGAUUGUUUACAUUCCCAGAGAUUCUACACUUUACAGAAGAUAAUUUGCCAUAAGAUUUCCCUGUUCCGUUUGAAAUGGCCUUGAUUUUUUACAAUAAUAGCUUCUAUAUUCUCAGGAAGAAAUAUAUGAAGCAAAGCAUAUCUCCAUGCCUGUUUCAGUUUCUCUCGUCUUUUGCUGUCCUCACACAUUCCUAACCCCUGGUAAAUUUGGUGGGUUACUCACUCAGUACCUGGCAGCUCUUAAUGGGUCCCUCAUAGAAGUAGAUGGUGAUCAUUUUCAGUACUUUGAUACGUUUAAUAGAAAACACACUGACUUGUGUUUUAAAACAUAGUUUGUCUAAUGGGAAGAUUACAUGAUCUUAAGUGUGUUUUAGGUUUUUCUGCAACAAUUAGCUGUGUGAGCCCUUAAUUAUAAGCGAAUGUUUAUAAAAGUUUUAUAGUCAAAAUUAUUUUAUUUUUUAAGGUGUGUCAAAAAUUGCUUUUUGAAAUAUAUUUGCCUAAUUAGAGUUGUCAAAUAUACUGUGACUCCAACUGUAUAAAGUCCUUUUUGUGCUAUAAAAAGGAAUACUACCAACA